GCUAAUGCUGGAACCUUGCUGCAUCGGGUCGGAAAAUGGUCAAUGCUUUCACAAGUGCGUGGGGAACAUGUUUGCGGAGAUGAAGCUCGGGAGAUGCUUGGCCGUGCCAAGAUCAAGAUGUAUGUGACUUGCACUGAUUCGCUCACAGCCAACCUCAGCGUGGCAGGGAUGGAGCAGAUGGAAGUGGUGGAAGUACCAUUGUCGGCAAAGGUUGAUCAGAACAGAGCUGUUCUGAAUCUUUGCAGCAGCGAUUUGCAGAACUCGGACGGGCAAGAGUUGAUUUUGAGCAUGCUCAACAAUGAUUGGGGCUGCCCUUUGAACAAUGGUUCUUUGUUACACUUCUGCAAGCCAAAUUGUUGCAAGACAAAAGAGGACUUCCAGUUCAAAAUGCGGCAGGCGCUCGAG
Molecule: messenger RNA, 405 nt
Organism: Durusdinium trenchii
Lineage: Eukaryota; Dinophyceae; Suessiales; Symbiodiniaceae
Source: the annotation of a GenBank genome assembly